AUGGCUGUUGGAGCACAUAGGGCUACCUUUGGGAGGGAGUCCAAGAUCAGAAGUAUUUUGGAAGCAAAUGGUGGAGAUGUUUACAAGGAAGUUGGCACUGUGGAAGAGGAAUUAUUUAUCCAUAGGGUUAAGAAUUUCCCAGUGAAAGAGGUUUGGAGCAAGUCCAUCCCACAAAACAUUCAAGCUCUGUGCUGGAAGGUUUUUCUUGAGAAGGUGGAGUACUCCCUAGGAUGUAGUAAGCCUCUUCAACCCAAACUUUCUAAGGUAGUCAGCAAAAAGUGGAAGGGUUAUGUGGAAAUCAGUAAGAGCAGCAGUUAUGUGGAAAUCAGAGUGUGGAAUGAAGUGGCACACUCUUUUGAGAAGAAAGAAAGAAAGGUGGAGUGGAAGCCCCCAGGUCUUAACAAAGUCAAGCUGAAUUUUGAUGGGAGCUCUGUAGGAAUCCCAGGUCUGGCAGGCAUUGGUGGUGUGAUCAGAGAUUCCUCAAGCAAAGUAUUGUCUAUGCAUUCGGGACCUUUAGGGGAAGGUGAUUCUUUAAAGGCUGAACUAUUAGCUUUGCUAAAGGGGUUAAAACUUUCCAAGCAAGCAGAUCUUAAGAACUUGGAGAUAGAAGGGGACUCAAAAAUAGUGAUAUCAUGGACCAAUUCAAGGGGUAACGCUCCCUGGAUUUAUAAACAUCCCCUAAGGGAGAUAGUAAGCCUAGCAAAGGAACUCAAUGCCUCAUUCACAUGGAUCAGGAGAAGUGCAAAUGGGAUAGCUGAUUCAUUAGCCAAACAGGGAGUUCAUAAGCAGCAGCUUUUCUGGGCUUUAUUGUAA
Messenger RNA from Nelumbo nucifera (sacred lotus), 813 nucleotides. Lineage: Eukaryota; Viridiplantae; Streptophyta; Magnoliopsida; Proteales; Nelumbonaceae. The record is from RefSeq and is a predicted model, not a curated record.